Molecule: messenger RNA, 2562 nt
Organism: Gracilinanus agilis (Agile Gracile Mouse Opossum)
Lineage: Eukaryota; Metazoa; Chordata; Mammalia; Didelphimorphia; Didelphidae
Gene: ANO5
Product: anoctamin 5
Exons: 18
Coding region: 1-2562 (853 amino acids)
Biological process (GO): chloride transmembrane transport
Cellular component (GO): plasma membrane
Molecular function (GO): protein dimerization activity; chloride channel activity
Source: RefSeq, a predicted model, not a curated record
AUGCUUGGAUCUUUCUCUGUUACACCAUACCUCUCUAUAAUCUCAAAGAAGUGCCGUGAAGCAGCCGUAGGGCGUUUGUUCAUUUACCACAAAAUGCUCACUGACUUGGAAAGAAGAAGGGAAUUUGAAAACAAUCUCUUGAAGUCUGGCCUGGAAUUAGAAACAGAAGACAAAAAGGACUCCGAGGAUGGGCGAACUUACUUUGUCAAGAUCCAUGCCCCUUGGGAGGUGCUGACCACCUACGCAGAAGUGCUGAACAUAAAGAUGCCCAUUCGUGAGAAUGACAUUCCCCCAGCCAGCGAGAAUCCCUUUGAGUUUAUGUUUGAGCCUUUCCGGCUCCCAAAGAACGUGAUAAACCCCGAGCCGGACUACUUCACAGCCCCAUUCAGCAAGCAGAGGCAGGAGCUCUUCCUCAUCGAAGAUGAGAACACCUUUUUCUCACCAUCAGUGAGAAAUAGAAUUGUUUACUAUAUUCUCUCACGAUGCCCUUAUGGUACAGAAGAAGGAAAGAAAAAAUUUGGCAUUAAGAGACUACUAACCAAUGGUACCUAUUCGGCAGCUUACCCACUCCAUGAUUGCCAAUAUUGGAAGAAAGCGAAGGAUCAAACCUAUGGCAACGAGCGGUAUACCCUCUAUACACAAUGGGCUCGCUUCUUGAGGUUUUAUAAGGAGCAACCUUUAGAUCUGAUCAGGAGAUAUUAUGGAGAGAAAAUUGGCAUCUAUUUUGCCUGGUUGGGAUUCUAUACCGAGAUGCUGUUCUAUGCGGCAGUUGUUGGCCUAAUCUGUUUUUUCUAUGGUUUGAUUACAAUGACAGACAACAUGAGCAGCAUAGAAAUCUGCAAUGAGACCAUUGGAGGAGAGAUCAUCAUGUGUCCUCUUUGUGAUGUGAGGUGUGAAUAUUGGAAAUUGAAUACUACAUGUGAAUCCUCGAGGUAUUCCCACUUGUUUGAUAAUGUGGCCACGCUAUUUUUUGCAAUAUUCAUGGGAAUAUGGGUUACCUUAUUCCUAGAAUUUUGGAAACGACGGCAGGCCCGGCUAGAGUAUGAGUGGGACUUGGUGGACUUUGAGGAGGAACAGCAGCAACUUCAGUUGAGACCUGAAUAUGAAGCCAAGUGUACUCAAAAGAAAAAGAACCCAGUGACCCAGGAACUGGAGCCUUACUUGCCGCUUACUAGUCAGGCGGUGCGGUUCUGUUUUUCUGGAGCUACCGUGAUGUUCUGGAUCUUUCUAAUCAUAGCCAGUAUGAUAGCAGUGAUUGUGUACCGCCUGUCAGUCUACGCGGCGUUUGCCAGCUUCAUGGAAUCCACACAAACUCUCCAGCCCAUCAGCAGCCUGUUGACACCCCAGUUGGCCACAUCGGUCACCGCAUCCUGUUUGAACUUUGUCAUCAUCAUGAUUCUGAAUUUCUUGUACGAGAGGAUAGCCAUCUGGAUCACAGAUAUGGAAAUUCCUCGAACCCACCUGGAAUAUGAGAACAGGCUCACGAUGAAAAUGUUCCUGUUCCAAUUUGUCAACUAUUACUCGUCAUGUUUUUAUGUGGCAUUCUUUAAAGGGAAAUUUGUGGGCUACCCAGGAGCCUACACAUACAUGUUCAACAAAUGGAGGAAUGAAGAGUGUGAUCCAGCAGGCUGCCUUAUAGAACUGACAACACAGCUGACCAUCAUCAUGGCUGGAAAACAGAUCUGGGGCAACAUCCAGGAAGCCAUUCUGCCUUGGAUUUGGAACUGGUGGAGACGCCGGAAAGCAAGGACAAACUCUGAGAAACUGUAUAGCCGAUGGGAGCAGGAUCAUGAUCUUCAGAGUUUUGGGGCUCUGGGUCUCUUCUACGAGUACUUAGAAAUGGUCAUCCAGUUUGGUUUCAUCACCCUGUUUGUGGCCUCCUUUCCUCUGGCUCCACUUCUUGCCCUCAUGAACAACAUUUUGGAAAUCCGAGUGGACUCUUGGAAGCUGACCACCCAGUACAGGAGGCCUGUGGCUGCCAAGGCCCAUAGCAUAGGAGUGUGGCAAGAAAUUCUCAACGGCAUGGCCGUCUUGUCUGUCGUUACUAAUGCCUUCAUUGUUGCCUUCACAUCGGACAUGAUUCCCCGUCUAGUUUAUUACUACGCCUACUCGACCGACAGCCAUUCCCCCAUGUCUGGGUACAUUAACAACAGCCUUUCCGUGUUCCAGAUCUCUGAUUUUCCAGCUAAUACUGCACCUAUGGAGAACACGGGUGCAUUCACUACUUGCAGAUAUAGAGAUUACCGUUAUCCUCCUGACCAUGAAAAGAAAUAUUUACACACCAUGCAGUUCUGGCACAUCCUUGCUGCCAAGAUGGCCUUCAUCAUUAUUAUGGAACACAUCGUUUUUCUUGUCAAAUUCUUUGUGGCCUGGAUGAUCCCUGAUGUCCCAGCAGAAGUGAAAGCCCGAAUCAAAAGGGAAAAGUUCCUGACCAUCCAAAUCCUCCAUGAGUAUGAGCUCCACAAACUCAAAGAGAAACUGUGCAAUAGGACAGAUGAUCAGAUGGAGAAGGAAGUUAUUGCCACACAAGGGAAAAGGGAUCUGGCCCAGGUGAUGGGAUAG